Molecule: messenger RNA, 341 nt
Organism: Stegostoma tigrinum
Lineage: Eukaryota; Metazoa; Chordata; Chondrichthyes; Orectolobiformes; Stegostomatidae
Product: histone H4
Exons: 1
Coding region: 17-328 (103 amino acids)
Biological process (GO): nucleosome assembly
Cellular component (GO): nucleosome
Molecular function (GO): structural constituent of chromatin; protein heterodimerization activity; DNA binding
Source: RefSeq, a predicted model, not a curated record
GGAGUGAAGAAGCGUGAUGUCUGGGAGAGGGAAAGGAGGCAAAGGCCUGGGAAAAGGCGGAGCGAAGAGGCACCGCAAAGUGCUCCGUGAUAACAUCCAGGGCAUCACGAAACCAGCCAUCCGGCGCCUGGCUCGCCGUGGCGGGGUUAAGCGCAUCUCGGGCUUGAUCUACGAGGAGACCCGCGGGGUGCUGAAGGUUUUCCUGGAGAAUGUGAUCAGGGAUGCGGUGACCUACACGGAGCACGCCAAGCGCAAGACAGUGACUGCCAUGGAUGUGGUGUACGCUCUGAAACGCCAGGGCCGCACUCUGUAUGGAUUCGGCGGCUGAGCAAAUCAACCCU